Molecule: messenger RNA, 1317 nt
Organism: Zasmidium cellare ATCC 36951
Lineage: Eukaryota; Fungi; Ascomycota; Dothideomycetes; Mycosphaerellales; Mycosphaerellaceae
Exons: 6
Coding region: 1-1317 (438 amino acids)
Source: RefSeq, a predicted model, not a curated record
AUGUCGAUCGUUCAGAAGACUUUCAUCCUUUCACUGGCGUCCAUCGCCCUUGCCAUACCCCAGACACAAUGGGAGCGAAGGCAGGCCGACACCACGACGACACCGGCGCCCACCUCAGCCAAUACUUGCGACGUUGGACCUACCAGCUCUGCAGUCGAUUGUCUCAAUAGCUUUCCUUCGCUCGUGCCAAGCUUCUGUGAUGGUUUCGUGCCAGAAGUCACGACCACAGCCACCAUUACGACGAACCCUACAACGACUGUCUACACCACCAUCUUCAGCUCUACCGCAUUCAGUUCGACCAACAUCGUCACGAAUUCCUCGGUGGUGACAGAGACGACCACUGUGACUCAAAACUACACCAUCACGAGCGGCCAGAGCACAAGUUUCAUUCCUGUACAAGCUACAGAGACCAUCACCUCCUACGACUACAUCUGCUCAGGCGAUAUCCCUACUGCCACAGCACAACCGCAGAGGGCCAAGCGCCAGGCUAACCCUACGGCCUCGUGCUCGGCCUACUUGGCCCGCUACAGGAACAACAAUGGCAUCAAUGCGGCCUGUAGCUGCGUGGUCGAUAGCCUGCCGUCCGCGACCACGAUAACUGAGACAGAGAUCGUUCCGACUGGCACUACUGUCACGUUAACUUUGACUCGGAACAAUCGAGGCGUUUUAACCAGCGGCGUCACUACAAGCACGAGCAUCUCCCUGGCGACAGUCACAACGACUAGCAUCGAAUCAAGAAAUGCCACAGUCCCCAACAUCGUCCCGGUACUCACCACAACCGGCACCUCCUACACAACAACAACCCUAACAACCGCCACCCCGAUCCCCACCUCCUUCCGCCUAACCGUCACCCUCGACUCCCAAAACCUCACCGGCCGUGCCAUCGACGUCAACGACGGCCGCGCCCUCGCCUUCUACCCCGACGCCGGCGGCAACGACUUCGCCAUCAACGCCGACUCCGAACUCGUCAACAACAACCUCUUCCUCACCGUCCUGACGGAAGUCGCCCCCAACGACAUCCCCUUCCUCUUCUGGCAGAACCCCGAGCAGGUCCCGCGUGACCAGGACAUCCUCGGCGUGAGCGCGUGCAACGGGACGCUGAGCGCGACGUCCGUGGGGGCUGGGGAGGUGUUCGCGUUGUGUGAGGGGUUGAAUGAGAAUCGGCUGUUGGCGUUGGGGAGCCGGGAGUUGUUUGAGAAUAAUCCGGAGACGUGUGCGGUUGUGGAGGUCAGGCUUGAUCCGGCGUUUGUUGCGGUGCCGUCGAAUUCGACGGUUACGCCGAGGGGGGUCUUGGGGGCGAGGUAUCAUUUGAUGUGA